UCCGGGGUGUGAUGCGGGGAUGAAGCGUCGGUGACCAGAGGCUCACAGGAGUCAUCCCGCUCUCAGCCACCGCACCGCACCACCGGGAGUACCACCGUGCGUAAAACCUGCGCACGUCUCUGCUCUAUCGUUCCUGUUAAACCAGGCCGGGGUUGACCUGGCGCGCUGCAUCCCUCCACCUUUACUGGAUAUCUUCUGCUGUUAUACCCCCGCAGCACAGAAACCUGGUCUUGUGCGGAGGAAGAUGUGGAAGGAGGUGUGAUUAUGAGGACUAUCGUGCGCUCUGCUCGGUGGAUCCAACCUGCUCGGUCGUCCAGCUGAGGUGAAGGAGGGAGAGAGAGAUUGGGGGAAAAGUCGUUUGGAGCUGAACCCCCCCCCCCCCUGAAGAAAGCGAGGACACAACAAGUUUGAGGCAUGAGCCCCCACUGCUGACGGAGGAGUGAGGAGGAGGAGGUGCUUUGUUCCCCAACUCUUGUUUUCUGCCCAGACUUUUCCAACAUAAAUCUAAGUUGGACAACGCAGAGGAGAAGUUUCCGGAGAGUCAACAACAACAGUGCAGAGCCACUAUCUACUGACAGCUGUGUGUGUGUGUGUUUCUGCUGCAGUGUUGUGGCUCCUCCACAUGAACACUACAAGUCCAGUUUAAAUGCGGACAAGUCUGCGGUCAGUGAGUGCGCAAAGCCGAGCCGCCGGGGCCACUUGGUCUUUAAAAAAUCACGGAGAAACACGAGCAUUUCGUUUGUGAUCCUGCGCCAUGGAGGUGACACACCGGAGCCUCGUCCUGCUGCUGGGCUGCAUCCUCCUGGUCUCUGCAGAGGAAGAGGUCCUGAUGAACACUAAGGCAGAGACAUCCGAUCUGAAAUGGACCAUCUUCUCACGCACCAAACCCGAGUGGGAGGAAGUGAGCGGUUUAGAUGACGAGAACAACAGCGUGAGGACUUAUGAGAUCUGUCAGAGCGACAGCUCAUCUAGCCACUGGCUGCGCAGCGGGUUCAUCCCGCGUCGAGGAGCAUCUCAAGUGUACGUGGAGCUGCGGUUCACCAUGUUGGAGUGUUCCUCCAGGAGCACCCACCACCGCAGCUGUAAGGAGACCUUCAACCUCUACUACUUCCAGGCAGACUCUAACGAGGCCACAGCCACUUACCCACCCUGGAUGGAGAAUCCGUACACCAAGGUGGACACAGUGGCUGCAGACUUUCUCUUGAGGAAGGGCGGGGAACGGAAAUUUAACGUGAAGACCUUAAGACUCGGCCCCCUAUCAAAGAGAGGUUUCUACUUGGCUUUUCAGGCUCAGGGUGCCUGCAUGGCCCUGCUUUCUGUCAGGGUGUUCUUCAAAAAGUGCCCUCCCCUGGUCAGUGCUCUUUCCUCUUUCCCCGAGACUGUUCCCCGCAUGCUUGUGCAAGAGGCACAGGGUGUGUGUGUGGAGCAUGCCGCCCAGCAGGGGCCUCGACCUCGCCCUCCGAAGCUCUUCUGCGGGGAAGAUGGCCAGUGGGUGGGCCAGCCAACCACCUCCUGCGCCUGCCAGGCAGGAUUUGAGGCCACUGAGGGAAACACUCAAUGCACAGCCUGUCCUGUGGGUCAGUUCAAGUCCGGCAUGGAGGAACAUUGCGUAAGCUGUCCGAGAUUCAGCCACACCACCGUCAGGGGGGCUACGGUGUGUUCGUGUCGCAUGCACGGAUACCUACGUGCAGAAAGUGACGCUCCCGACACCCCAUGCACUAAACCUCCGUCAGCCCCUCGUAGCAUCAGCAGCAAGAUCAACGACACCACCCUCUGCCUGGAGUGGAAUGAGCCCCUGGACAACGGUGGCAGAACCGACCUAAGCUACGCCAUCAAGUGCUCUGUGUGCAGGCCGCCCAAGGGACCAUGUCUCCCCUGCGGAGACAGCGUCAGCUACCGGCCGGCUCAGCAGGGCCUGCUGGGUCGCAGGGUAGAAGUGUGGGGCCUGCUGCCGCACACCACCUACACCUUCACCAUCCAGGCGCUCAACGGGGUGUCUGCACUCAGCGGAAAGGACCCUGCCAGUGAAAGCGUCAACAUCACUUCAAACCAUGACGUGCCAUCGCUGGUGUCUGUGAUUCGGAAGAGUGACUCCACAGAGAGCAGUCUGACUCUGCACUGGUCAGUCCCAGCUCAGCAGCACUACACCAUCCUGCAGUAUCAGCUACGCUACUGUGAGAAGGAGCGCCGUAGUGAGGAUCAGUGCCACUACAUGGAGAGUAACAGAAACCAGGCUGUGCUGACAGACCUCCGCAGGGCCACUCAGUAUGAAGUGCAGGUGCGGGUGCGCACCAUGGCUGGUUACAGCAGCUUCAGUCCUGCAGCCCUCUUCCGCACCCUGCCCGAUGGACAUGACUCUGCCUCCCAGUUCUUGGUACCUGGCAUCCUCAUUGCCGUCGGGAUGCUGCUGCUCGUCACUUUCGUCUUUGUGGCCGCUUACUGCAUACGCAGACACAGCCGAUUAAAGGAUUCAGAACUGAGCGACAAAAACAGCCAGUACCUUGUUGGCCAAGGGGUCAAGGUUUAUAUCGACCCCUUCACCUACGAGGACCCUAAUGAGGCGGUCCGAGAAUUUGCCAAGGAAAUUGAUGUUUCCUUUGUCAAGAUUGAGGAGGUUAUCGGCGCUGGAGAGUUUGGAGAGGUUUGUCGAGGACGACUGAGGGUCCCGGGGAAAAAGGAGAACUACGUAGCAAUAAAGACACUAAAGGGGGGCUACACUGACAAGCAGAGACGGGACUUCCUGUCUGAGGCCUCCAUCAUGGGCCAGUUCCAGCAUCCCAACAUUAUCCACCUGGAGGGGAUCAUCACGGCCAGCUGUCCGGUCAUGAUUCUCACAGAGUUUAUGGAGAACGGAGCUCUGGACUCCUUCUUACGGCUGAACGACAGCCAGUUCACGCCAAUCCAGCUGGUUGGCAUGCUUCGCGGCAUUGCCUCCGGCAUGAAGUACCUGGCAGAGAUGAGUUAUGUCCACCGGGACCUGGCCGCCCGCAACAUCCUGAUCAACAGCAACCUUGUGUGCAAGGUGUCCGACUUCGGCUUGUCUCGCUUCCUGCAGGAGAACUCGUCUGACCCGACUUACACCAGCUCUCUGGGGGGUAAGAUCCCAAUUCGCUGGACAGCACCGGAGGCGAUCGCCUUCAGAAAGUUUACCUCAGCCUCAGAUGUGUGGAGCUAUGGCAUCGUCAUGUGGGAGGUCAUGUCUUUUGGAGAGAGGCCGUACUGGGACAUGAGCAACCAGGAUGUUAUCAAUGCCAUAGAGCAGGACUACCGGCUGCCCCCACCCCCUGACUGCCCCACCCACCUGCACCAGCUGAUGUUGGACUGCUGGCAGAAGGACCGCUCGGCACGCCCUCGCUUCACGGACCUCGUCAGCGCACUGGACAAGCUGAUCCGCAAUCCCGCAUCAUUGAAAAUAGUCGCCCAGGAGGGAGCAGGGCCGUCCUACAGCCUGCUGGACCAGCGUGCACCUUUAGCCCUCUCGUCGUGUGCCUCGGUGGGGGAAUGGCUGAGGGCCAUCAAGAUGGAGCGCUACGAAGACAGCUUCCUGCAGGCCGGCUUCAACUCCGUGGAGCAGCUGGCCCAGAUCACCACACAGGAUCUCCUCCACAUGGGUGUGACUCUGGCCGGCCAUCAGAGGAAAAUCCUCUCCAGCAUCCAGACAAUGACCUUUCGAAACAAGAGCACUGCGACUGUGACCUUCUAGCUCACCCCUCACUAACCUGGACGUGAACACCAGCACGCAGUGCAGCCCAUGUACUGAGAGCACUCCGGAUCCUCUCCUCUGACCUACUUUGAACACGGACUCCAAGAGAGAUUGGCCGAAUUUAUUCAUGACCAGGAUGAAAAAGAGAUUUAAAAAAAAAAAAUCUAGCUGAAGAUGACUUUCCCCCAGAGGAUGAGGGAGUCGUCUGGAGACUGGCGUUUCCCUGUCACCCGCAGUGACCAGGGAAAGAAGCUGAUGAUGUGCAGAAUGACAAAUUUUUACAGUUUGUGCUCAGUGUUUUUAUAUCUACCAGAGAUUAGAGAAUAAACAUGCUCAACCAAGAGGAGAGACAGAUCAGUGUUUACAAAUUCCUCUAGUAUCUUGACGUCUUGAAAACUGGCAGUUGACUCGACCCAAUAAAAUGUUGCUUCACCAAAGGAGACUGAAAAGAAAAAAGCCAGUGACACUUCAAGGAUUCAUCUGUUUUCAUAUUGUUGUGUAAUUAUGAAUGAGAACUGCUUUUACUCUGGGCGUCUUACAUCAAAUCCAUCUUGAUUACAUUAUCACUUCGAUACCUACAUCAAAACUGAACAUUUUAACAGUCAGAUUGUACUUUUUCUUUCAUUUGAUUUCAACAUUACCUCCUCUUUGCUCAGGUGUGAUGUAUAAUGCGGACUCUGGAGAGUGCUGAACUCGUCCUAAUCAGACUCCUCUCAUCUUCCUCAGUCUGGCUCUCCCCUCUCCAAGCUCAGCAGCCAGUGAGGAGAGGAGAGACACCCGAGACAUAUCAGCACUUUCGUCAUUUCAGAGUUAAUUGUAAUCUCUUAAAUAACUCCAUGCUUCUCACUCUGAGUGUGUGUGGUUAUUUCCACUGCCUGUGAUUCUGCCGGCAGCUCCGUUUUUAUUAUAGUCAGACUGAACAAAGGACCAAGUGGACUCAGAGACCAGAGAACACUGUCAAAUUGGUUUUCUUUACGAAGGAAGCAAUCUGGCCUCGCAAAUGUUUUUCUUGUUAUAACUAAUACAAUUUUUAACUCUGUAUUUUCCAUCUUCCAGUGCCAUUCAGUCAUCUUUGUGGACUUAAAUGCCAAUUUUUAAAGCAGAAUCUUGUGGGUGAUUCAUUUAAAUGUGCCGUAAAGGGUUUGCUUUGACAUUUUGAAGUUUGGUGUAUUCUUUCCUUCAUCAGAUGUUUGUUAUACUGUCUAUGAAAUGUAUCUGCUCUCGCUCAGCUAGCUGCACAAACAUUGUUUCUUGACAUUUAGAUUGGCUAAGGGGUUAGCUUACAGUCAACAGUAUCCAUAGGUUUCAGGCUGGAAUGCUAACAACACUGUUGAGCUCCUGUUUGAUUAGCAGAGUGGUGCCCCCCCACCACAUUAUUACAUGUGCUUGUUGAAGAAGAAUAAUGGACUGGAGUUCAAAAUGUCAAAGUAUUUCUCAAAGACUUUGCAUCUCUUGAAGGAUAAUACCAGCCUUUUUGACAUUUAGGUCAUGUGUAAUUUUCCCCGGGUGGCUCCCAGACCUGCAGUGAAUCAGGAAAAUGGAGCUCAAACAGCCACUAAGGGAACUACUUUGGUUACAAAAUGCAUUGCAACACUUUUCUCGAUAGUUUCCUCUUUGUGCCAGGGUGGAUUAUUUUCUUUAAGUUCUGUUUUAUGGUUGAUCGUUCUGUUUCCUUUUCCCUAUUCCGACUUUUUACUAAAAGCUUCUUGAACCUUAUAUCACACACAAAAAAAGGUUUCAAGAGGUUUAAAGUGCUAUUUUUACACAUUUAAAGUCCAUCAUAUGUGAUGAAUAGCACAAAUUCAAAUCCCCUUGAUGCACACCAAAGGUUUUGUGAUGUAAUGUUUGCUAACUUAAAGCAACACUGUGUAACUUUUCGUGAGCAACAGCACCCUCUACAUGCACAUGCACUGAUUCAUUCUGUUGGGUGUAGUGUCCGAGAGAUUGAGUGGUUUUCAUUCAGAGAAAAAACAAAGCUUAUCAACGUGUUGAGAUUCAGGAGAUCGUACCUGCUCACCGAGGUUACACAGAACAGGCAUUCAGGGUGAGGAGUAGGGAUGACAGUGGCACCAUUCUGUGUACCAUCAAACUCAUUUUGGUGCUGCUAUUUUAAGGUAGAAAAAGUUGCAUAGUGUUGCUCUAAAAUGAUUGUGAUGCUACUUGGAAAAGACCAAAUGUGAUCAAAAUAUGUGUGAUGCCAAAAUCAUCCAUUCUCUUCCUUUUGUAAAACAAAUUGCUGGAAGGCCUUAAUCAAAACACUGGUAUUGUCGCGCAAGAGUGUGAGACAUUCCCACAAGGAUUGUGGGAAAUGCGAUCUUCAUAUUGAAGGUCUCAGUUAAACUAUGAAAUCAUGAAUAGAUAAAAAGUAUGUUUUGAUUACCAUCCUGUGUGUACGCUAAUCUGUAUUCAGUAUUCAUAAUAAAGAUGAACAGCCGUGAUUAUCAGCAAA
Messenger RNA from Paralichthys olivaceus (Japanese flounder), 6152 nucleotides. RefSeq names its product eph receptor B4a (gene ephb4a). Lineage: Eukaryota; Metazoa; Chordata; Actinopteri; Pleuronectiformes; Paralichthyidae. The record is from RefSeq and is a predicted model, not a curated record. Gene Ontology annotation, biological process: protein phosphorylation; axon guidance; ephrin receptor signaling pathway. Gene Ontology annotation, molecular function: protein binding; transmembrane-ephrin receptor activity; ATP binding. Gene Ontology annotation, cellular component: dendrite; plasma membrane.